Molecule: messenger RNA, 1867 nt
Organism: Chenopodium quinoa (quinoa)
Lineage: Eukaryota; Viridiplantae; Streptophyta; Magnoliopsida; Caryophyllales; Amaranthaceae
Product: AUGMIN subunit 2-like
Exons: 8
Coding region: 553-1383 (276 amino acids)
Biological process (GO): microtubule organizing center organization; microtubule nucleation; spindle assembly
Cellular component (GO): mitotic spindle microtubule
Source: RefSeq, a predicted model, not a curated record
AAAAAAAAAAAAAAAAAAAAAAAAAAAAAAAAUCAUGAUUACAACAGCUACAGCCUAAAGGCCCCCAAGUUUAAGCUAUUUUUACUUGUGCUUCUAUAAACACAAAAAUACUAAGUACCAAUUUACUCAAACAUACUAAGUACCAAUUAAAUCAAAGAGACACCCACAUUUUCGCAAUUAACACUAAGUACCUUUUCAAUAACGCCUCUUCCACUGCAACGACCACCUCUUCGACCGCCUCAUCCACCACCUCUUCGACCACCUACACAAACCCCAUUUCGAAUUUACCAUUUUACCCCUUUGCUGGGCAAAUUAACCGAAGCAAAUUGCUGGGCUGGGCCGCGCUACUCCAAUCCUACCUCUCUCUCAACGGUCUCCAUUGAAGCGCAGUUGACGUUCUCCGUUGAAUCUAAUACGUGUAUCCCCCAUUGAAGCAGCUUCUGAGCGCACUCAACGUUCUCCAUUGAAGUGCAGUUGAUUUUCAGCAGCUUCUGAGGAUUCAACCCUUGAAUCAAACAUCUUUGGUUUGCUGGAUCAAGUGUAAAAGCUAAAAUGUCUACCGGAAGCGACACAUCAUGGGUUGGGAAGAAACCGUUGAGGCGAGUUGGUGGCAUGUCAGAUGCUCUCUCCAUUGCUUCUGAUCUUGGUUUCAAUGUCUCUACACCUCCACAGGAAGCUCUCCAAAAUCCAUCUGCCACUGGGGAGAAGAGUGAUGAUCUGGUAAGGGUUUUAAGAGACCUUACAGCAGUUCAGAGGAAAAUUGCAGAUUUAGAAGUAGAGUUACGAGGCAGAAAGGAUGACAAGAAUGUGGCAUAUUUAACACAUGUGACCGAAAUGGAAAAGAAGAUAGAGACUUUAGCUAGAAUAACUACUAUAUUGAAAGAUGUGAUUCAAAAUAAGGAUCGUAUUAUUGCCCGUCUUCAACAGCCUUACUCAUUGGAUUGCAUUCCCGUGGAAGCAGAAUUCCAGAAGCAAUUCUCGGAAUUACUAAUGAAAGCGGCUAGUGAUUAUGGUGCGUUGUCAGCAUCAGUUGCAGAUUUUCAGUGGAGCCAAAACUUUAAGGAACCACCUUCAGUUUGGGCUGAUAUGCUGCGUCCAAUACCUGUUGCUCUAGCAUCAUGCACUCGGUUUUUUGAAGCUAUGUCAGCAAUGAGGGAGUCAUUUGCCACCCUGCAAAAGCUGAGGACGGGUCGCUCUUCUGCCAAUUCCCUUCCCUCAACACCUGCCAGGAAUCCUUCUCAAAGUUCAACAGGGGAGUCUGAUUGUGUGACUCCGCCUCCUUGGAGAAAUGAUCUAAGCUUUAAUGAUAUAGCUAUAAAUAGCACAAAGAGUCAAGAAGUGGAGCAGCAGGAAGGGGACAUUUUUGGUGAAGCUAGUGAGUAAGAUGGUACAAGCUACAAGAGGUUCUCGUGGCCUCCAAUUAUAACAGUUCGGAAGUGAUUUGAUGUGUUAUGUCUUGUGUGCAAGGGUUUUUCAGUCGUGUGCUUUCUAUUUGAGCAAUGGGAGGAGUAAUGGUUGUAAUGAAAACUUUAGUUGUAUUAAGAGCAUUUGAUCUUCGUCAUAGUUUUAGAGCCCACUGUCCCGUGAUUUCCUGCUUUGUUGAAGGAGAUCCUUUGAGCAGGCCAGUACAAAAUAGGUCUCCAUAAAAAGCCUACCCAGUACCCACAACACUUCUUCAAGAAUGUAUAUCCUGCACAGCUUUCUUAUCAUAUCUGUACUUUGUAGGAUUUUGGGGCUAUUUCACCUAUUUGUGAUGGAAUGUCUCCUCUGCGGAUGACUGAAAAUGUUAGUUUAGAUUUUUUUCUUCAAAUUCUAUCACUGUAAUUAUAAUUUUUAAUCUAAUAUCCUACCCUUUUUUUUUUUUUUU